GUUUUCACAAUAUGGCGGUAACACGUCGUGGAUAUAUAUUUUGUGCGUUUAUUUCUAGUGUUGUGUGCGUUUUAUUAGUGGUUGUUGCGAUCUCCAGUGAUAGUUGGAUAGUAUCGAGCGCGUAUCUUGAGGGCCAGGUGGACUACAGUAACAUCCGCUAUGGCCUGUUCCGCGGUGAGCUGGCGCUGCGACAUCUUGGCACACCUUCCUACAACACCCUGUAUAUGACCUGCCUUUCUGAUGUAAGCGCGUGUGCUGUAAGUUGUAAAACCGAACCACAGGCAAGACAAGAUGAGGUUCGUGCUCUAGCGGAGGGUCUACGGCCGAAUCAAGCCUGCGUUUCCGUUACUACUAUAGACAUGAAUAAUCCUUUGUCAGGUCCGGCUGUGAUAUCAUUCGGUAUGUAUGCAGCGGUCACUGCAGUCCUGUUUCUGCAACUCGCCCUCGCAACAGUGGCGGCCGCAUUGGCGAUACUCAACGCAACUAAAAAUCCCACCGAACCAAUCUUCGGAUUACCUGGUUGUCUCUGGACGAAUGUAGUGACAGCAAUCUUGGGGCUAACAGUUCUGAUGAUGUUCGGCAUCUACUGGGCGACAUCUGGACUGAACCAGCACUUGGCUCUCUCCUACAUUGCCGCUGAAGUAUUCGCUCCUGAUCCAAGUCUUGGUUAUUCUUAUUGGUUAUUAUUGCCAGCUGUUUUCUGUUCGCUUACUAAUGUGGGUCUGAUUGAGCUUAGAAGAUAUUUAUUAGAAAAAGACCCCCCACCCCCCACUAUUAAAGUUGAGAAUCAUUCUGACGGCACAAUAUUCUUAUAUUAGUUUUAAUUAUGAGUAUUAUAAUAAACAUUUAUUUAUU
Papilio xuthus (Asian swallowtail) is the source of this 855-nucleotide messenger RNA. RefSeq lists its product as uncharacterized. The coding region runs from base 12 to 818 and encodes 268 amino acids. The record is from RefSeq and is a predicted model, not a curated record. NCBI's taxonomy places the organism in Eukaryota, Metazoa, Arthropoda, Insecta, Lepidoptera, Papilionidae. The transcript has 7 exons.